Messenger RNA from Myripristis murdjan (pinecone soldierfish), 4609 nucleotides. RefSeq names its product non-SMC condensin I complex, subunit D2 (gene ncapd2). Gene Ontology annotation, biological process: mitotic cell cycle; mitotic chromosome condensation; meiotic chromosome condensation. Gene Ontology annotation, molecular function: histone binding. The record is from RefSeq and is a predicted model, not a curated record. Gene Ontology annotation, cellular component: condensin complex; nucleus; condensed chromosome, centromeric region. The transcript is spliced from 32 exons. The coding region runs from base 149 to 4360 and encodes 1403 amino acids. Lineage: Eukaryota; Metazoa; Chordata; Actinopteri; Holocentriformes; Holocentridae.
UGACGCGUGUGUUUCAACUGUUUGGCGCGAGCUCUUGACGAAUUUCAAAACGUUGAGAUUCAAACCGUCCAGACAGCGGACCGAGAGGCGUACAUCUUUGUCUCCACGGCUUUUGACCACGGCUAAUAGGACUGCAGGAGUCAUCGAUAUGUCUUGGGAUUUUUUCGUGCCUGUGUGCGUCGGUGACCUGGUGAAGACCGGGGGUAUCAACCAGUAUGUUGUUCAGGAUGUCGUCUCCCCUAAACAGCUGGCUUCUCAUCUCAACAGUUUCAAGGCAGCAUUGAGAAGCCAGGGACCCGUGUGUAUCUUGGAGCACUUUGACACAGGCUACAGUGUACUACAGCAUAGCAACACAGUGGACUUAAGUGUCAAAGAGGAUACCUUAGAAUUGCUGAUACAAGUGGUCAGUGGCCUGGCUGUUUCCCUGCCCUCGUUCCUCCAAUCCACCUCCGUCUUGGCUGCCAACCGUAAAGAGCAGCUUAAUGCAGUUAAAAUGAGCGUAUUCCUCCUCUGCAAACUCACUGAGACCCUUGAGAGUGACUCCUAUAGGCAGAAUAUUGUCACAACAGUUGGGAAGGGUGGUAAAAAGGGCAAGGCUGGUGAAGGGCUGCUGCAGUGGGAUUCAGAAAGGGAAAGUGUGCUACAGGCCCUUGUCCAGCUCCUCCAGCUGGACAUCCGCUCCCUCUGGAGCCUCUCUCUGGUGGAGGAAGAGUUUGUCAGUUGUGUGACAUGUUGUUGCUAUAAACUACUUGAGAACCCAACCAUCAGCCAUGUAAAGAGCAAACCUACCAGAGAUGGCAUAAUCCACCUGCUGGGGGUGCUGAUCAAGAAGUACAAUCACCUCCUGGGUGCAAGUGUGAAGGUGAUCCAGUUGCUGCAGCACUUCGAACAGUUGUCAAGUGUGUUUGCUCAGGCUGUGUCUGUGUGGAGCACAGAAUAUGGAGUUAGGGCUAUCAUAGGAGAAGUAAUAAGGGAAAUUGGUCAGAAGUCUAGUGAGGAGCUCGCCAGAGAGGGGUCAGGGGUCAAAUCCUUUGCCUCUUUCCUCUCAGAGCUCAGUGGUCUGGUGCCAGAAUUAAUGAUCCCCAACAUUAGUGUGCUCAUCACACACCUGGAAGGAGAGAGCCACAAUAUGCGCGUAGCUGUGUGUGAGGUGCUGGGAGAGAUCCUUGUGCGGGUUCUGUGUGGAGAUGGGCUGGAUGAGUCUGGUAAAGCUGAUCGCGACCGUUUCUUUGACACGCUGCAGGAACAUCUGCAUGACACACACUCCCACGUCAGGGCACGUGUGUUGCAGGUCUACACACGCAUCGUCAACAGCAAAGCUUUGCCCCUGUGUAGGUACAGUGAGGUGAUGGAGCUUGCUGUGGGACGGCUCAUGGACAAAUCUGUAAAUGUGGUAAAGAGUGCCAUCCAGCUGUUGGCAGCCUUCAUUGCACACAACCCCUAUAGCUGCAAGUUGAGCAGUGCAGAUCUGAAGAAACCCCUGGAGAAGGAGACAGCCAAGCUCAAAAUGAUGAAAGAGAGACAGGAGGGGGAAAAACCUGUGGCAGUGAUUAAAGCAUCUGAACUGUGGGCUGCCAUGGAACCUGAGCUGCUUGUCACUGUCAGGGCAGAGUUGGAGCCCACCAGUGAGACAGAGAAGCAGCAGCAGGAGGGGGUAGAGACUGGCAUGGUGGAAGAAAAGGAGGCAGAGGAUGACAGGGCCACCGCAGUGCAGAUUGCUCAGUUGCUUCGUGUCAACAAAUACAGGAAUGCUGUGCGUCUUUGUAUAAGAGCCCACAGCUGCUUCCCUGAGUCUGAGCUCUUCUCUGCUCUGUCCACUCUCACUCCUGAGUCUCUAAUGGACACACUGGCUCUUCUCUUCAAAGGCUCAGAUGAGGAUACCCCUGAGCUCAGCCAGAACCUGCCUCCAACCCCCCAGAAAGAGAAGGAGGCAGAGAAAGAGGGGGAGGACAGUGAGCUGAAGAAACAGGAGAUGUUGGUGCAGUACUUGAGAGAUACAGAGACUUUUGCUUUGCUAGUGGAGAGAGCCAUUUCUAUCAUAAACACCAUGCUCUACCUGAAAACCACCUCAGUGGUUCUGGAGGCGGUGCAGUUUUGUGUGACUGUUUGUGAAUUCAGUGUUGCUGACUCUCUGAGUGGUGUGAGGAAGAUGCUGCCGCUGGUGUGGUCAGCUGAUGCUGCCAUUAAAGAUGCUGUAGUGCAGGCCUACAGACGUCUUUAUCUUAACCCCCAGGGAGACACCACUAGAGUCAAAGCCCAGACUCUUGUGGACAGUCUCUCUGAGUUGAUGGUAGAUGCGUCGCUGGGAACAAUCCAAUGUCUGGAGGAGAUCGUGCAGGAGUUCUUUGGUAGUGGAAGCACUCUCCAGUCCACAGUAGUACAGGUCCUGUGGGAGAGAUUUACUGGAAAACGAGAAACAUCUGGCCUGUACAGGAGAGCUGCUGUGCUACUUCUGGGCAUGGCUGCACGGACAGAGAGGGAAGUGGUCCUCAGCAAUCUCGACACUCUUUGUUCGGUGGCUCUGGGAGAAAAAGUGACUGAAGACUUCCUUCUGGCCAGAGAUACUGUUAUCACCAUCUGCAGCAUCACUGAUCAUGUCAGACAAUCAAAGGGAGCUCCAUUCAGAUUGCCCCAGGACCAUCAGCUCUUCACCUGCCUCACACAGGCCAUUGCAGAUGGUGUGGUGAUGGAAGACCCUCACUGGCAAAGCUUCAUGGAACAGGCUGUUCGUCUCCUCUAUUUCCUGGCCGAAUCCCCUGACCAGCUGUGCUCCCGCCUCCUUCAGCGUAGUGCUCGCCUCUUAUCAGAUCAGAUUGCAGAAGGUGGGGAGGUCAACAAGGAUGCUGGCCAAUUGCAAGGUGGAUCUCAAGAUUCUGAUGAGCCAAUGGGUGAACAAGUGAACUGUGUGUGCCUGGCCCAGCUGCUCGCUCUAUGUGGCUGUGUGGCUUUCUGGCAAGUGUCCCACCUGGAGCGCAGUGUGAGCACUGAGUUGCGAAGGAGGAGAGGAGAGAAGGAGGAGAGGGAGGAAAAGGAGAAAGGUCCUUCAAACAAAACAAAGCAAGCAGCCAAUGAGAGUGCUGUGGAAGAGGAGCUUGGGUUGAUUGGUGCCUCGGCUGAAGAUACAGAGGCUGAGCUCAUCAGAAAAAUCUGCGAGACUGAACUACUUGCUGAGGAGAACCUGCUGAGUGCGUUCCUGCCCCUGCUGGUGAAAGUUUGCAGCUCUCCAGGACGCUAUUCCCACCCGCAGCUCACUACUGCUGCCUGUCUGGCCCUUUCUCAGUACAUGAUGAUCAGCCCAUCAGUGUGUGAAGAUCAUAUUCGUCUGCUGUUCACUGUGCUGGAGCGCUCAACUCUCCCUGUUGUUAGAGCCAAUGCCAUCAUUGCCCUUGGAGACCUCACUGUGCGCUUCCCAAACAUUUUGGAGCCUUGGACCCAGAACCUCUACGCCAGACUGAGUGACGAAGUCCCCUCAGUGAGGCAGACAGCAGUGACAGUGCUCACUCAGUUGGUGCUUAAGGACGUGCUUAAAGUUAAAGGUCAGGUCAGUGAGGUGGCCGUGCUGCUAAUUGACCCACAGCCGCACAUAACCAGCCUGGCCCUCAACUUCUUCAACGAGCUGGCCACCAAGGACAACGCAAUCUACAACCUUCUCCCUGACAUCAUCAGUCGACUGUCUGAUCCAGACAGAGGCAUGAGUGCAGAAGACUUCAAUACCAUCAUGAAACAGCUGUUCUCCUACAUCACCAAAGAAAGGCAGACUGAGUCUCUGGUGGAGAAACUGUGUCAGCGCUUUAGGACUGCCAAGACAGAGCGGCAGUGGUGUGACUUGGCUGUGUCGCUGUCUCUGCUGUCCAUGUGUGAGCGUGGUCUAAAGAGGCUGCAGGAGUGCUGGGAGUGUUACAGUGACAAGUUGACUGAGCCUGGAGUCUACCAGCCUCUGCUCUCCAUCACCGCCAAACUCCGCCGGGGGGCCAAACCCCAGCUCAAGGCCCAGGUGGACGAGUUUGAAAAGCGGUUGACAGCCGUUCACACGCGCGGGCUGGAGAACGUAGAAAGCCCUGAGAUGGAGGAGGAGAGCCAGAAAGGAGGAGAAUCCAGUGAAAAGACAGUCUUACAUACACCACUGCCCACCAGAGGCAGAAACAGGUCUAAAAGAGGUCAAGCAAAACCUUCCGUUUCCAGUCACGGUGAUGACAAUUUUGCAACUCCCCAAAAAUCACGCAAAUCUAAGAAACCAGUCAUCACCUUCAGCAGCGAUGAAGAGGAAGAUGAGGAGGAUGCUGUCAUGGCAGAGAGUGAGACUCCCAAAGUGACUACACCCAUCGCCCGCACAUCCCGACGAGCUCGCCUCAGACACUGAUCUUUUGUCUUGUUUUUGGCCCUUGUCUGUUUGUCACCUGUAAUCCUUUGUCUGAAAUUAAUUGUCUGUAAUUGUUUUACUUAUACACUCACUUCUACUUUCUCUAAUUUUAUUUUAUUUUUUCAUUCUUUUAACCUUUUUAGAUGUUGCCAAAUGGCUGCAACUAAAGUUGUGCCAUGGCUUAUUUUAUGUAAUGUCAUAGAAUUAAGCUUUUUAAAUAAACCUGGUUCUGGUUUGAUACAAACCAAA